AUGGGGAACUAUUGGCAUUGGGCUUCCAAGGAUCUGGGCCAAUUGAUCCAUGGGCGGGUAUUGUCAUCUAUGAAUGAUAUCACCGCAAUAAAGUGGGUGGAUGGCGUCAACCUUGGAAGCUCUGGAACGAAACGUCUCCAGCGACUCGUGGCAGCAGCUCCUGGCGGCGUUAACUCUUUCUUGGGAGAAAUGUGUGAUGAUAUUUUGCCAGUCGAUGGCGGCAGGAUUGUCAUUUUUGACUUUGCGCGUUCAUCGACUGAUGGGGAUACAGUUGAAUUGACAAUUGAGGUGGGCGAAGCGGCUCCAAUACCUCUACCGGAACAGGAUUCAACUAUGGAUGUCGAAGUUGAGCUGGAGAGAAGGAGAACGCGAGUUAAUAGACGCGGAGGGUCGGGGAGAAAUCGUAAUACUGUCAUUGAGCGCUCUGCUACGCUCGCCAGACAUCGUGCCAGCAUUGGAAGUACGCGUUUUGAAACCCCACCCGUCCCAACUAGGGUUCACCGAAAUAGCUUUUCUCAGCCUAGUUCCCCCACAGAUCCCAACUCAGCUGUUGACAUCCAUGCUGUUGAGAUUCCGUAUACCAACAACCAACCACGAUCUCAAAACCUCCUUAGUCGAGCAGCUACUGCUGCAACGGCUGCAACGGCUGCAACGGCUGCAACGGCUGCAACUGCUGACCAUGAUCGGAAUCAUUUCCAAAAUCCCCGCUAUGCAAAUUCAGUUUUGGUGAACCGGCGACCACUGGUGCCGCACGAAAGUGAUGCAGACAACUGGGUUCCUCCGCCGCCACCUUAUACCCCUGAUGCGGAUGAGCCUCUGCCGGAUCAUAUUCUAAGGACGCUACUGCCCUCGCUGACUAACCGUCUGCCACUGAGGUCUCAUGGAAAUGUUACCCAUGACUGCGACGCACACAAAUAUCCCGAUUUGAAUCCACUGCACAUAAUGCUACAGAACGAACGAGGUCAACCAUGGAACGUAUUCCCCUUCUCAGGAUGA
Histoplasma mississippiense is the source of this 996-nucleotide messenger RNA. RefSeq lists its product with no specific name. The coding region runs from base 1 to 996 and encodes 331 amino acids. The record is from RefSeq and is a predicted model, not a curated record. The transcript is spliced from 2 exons. Lineage: Eukaryota; Fungi; Ascomycota; Eurotiomycetes; Onygenales; Ajellomycetaceae.